This is a messenger RNA of Symbiodinium sp. CCMP2592, 2982 nucleotides long. Lineage: Eukaryota; Dinophyceae; Suessiales; Symbiodiniaceae. The record is from the annotation of a GenBank genome assembly.
AUGGGCAGCGCCGCAGAUGUUGGGCAAGUUGUUAAGGUCUACUGGGCGCUGCUGUUAGGAAACAUUCUGGAAUGGUAUGAGUUUGCCAUCUACAGCUUCUUGGAGCCGUACUUGGAAACUCAAUUUUUCAACGGCUCAGCGAUUUCAACUUGGCUCGGAUUUGCUUGUACAUUUGCAGCUCGUCCAUUUGGUGGAAUCGUUCUUGGUCUUCUCGGCGACAUCUUCGGUCGGAAGGUCUCAACGUUCCUCUCCAUUUGUGGAAUGGUCAUUGGCACAGUCGGCCAAGGAUUAGUGCCCAGCUACCAGAGUGGCAAAGUCGCAGGGACCAUCGGCCUGGUUCUGCUGGUGGCGCUGCGACUUCUACAAGGCAUUUGCACCGGAGGGGAAAUUGCAGCUGUCUCCACCUACAUCACCGAAGUCGGUCCCAAAAGAUCGCUGGCAAGGUCGAUGGCAUUGAUCGGCAGCACAGCCAACAUCGGCUUUUUGCUCGCUCAGUGUGCCAGCUAUCUGACACGCGAGGCCGUCGGCGCGUCUGCUAUGGAAAGCUGGGCUUGGCGGAUCCCCUUCGUCAUUGCUGUGAUCCCAGGUGUCAUUGCAACUGCUGGGAGACGCUGCAUUCCAGAAUCGCAGGUCUUCCUCGAUGCCAAGACUCAGACAGAAGCAACAUCGGACGUGUCCGAUGGCGGUUCCGAGACUGCUGAUGCCACCUCGGGCGACUCGGCAGGCUCGCAAUCGCAAGGCGCAGCGCGCCAGGCGGUCGCCCGCAUCAAGCACCUUGUGAAGUCACACUGGCCGUCGCUGCUAAUUGGAAUCGGCAGUGUGGCUGGAGUAUCCGUUUUGCAGUACGGUGGGUUCCUUUGGGGCAAUGUUUUUUUGAAGAAGCAUGGUGCGACGCCUGACAGCUUAAUAGCAGCCGGAAUUACAGCACGCUUACUGGCUGUAGUUCUUGCGCCCUUGGUGGGGUGGCUUGCUGACACAGUUGGAGUCGGUUGGAUCCAGCUUGCUGGUGCAUUUGCUCUGACCUUGGGUGGAUUACCGCUCUUCCUCGUGCAAAAGUGGAUGCCCGAGAGCUUCGGGGUGGUGAUGGCAGCUUAUGGAGUAGGAUACGGAACGAUCUUUGCUUUGGCGGGAAUGAUCUUCUUCCUGCUGGUCGUGGAGCUUUUCCCGGUUGAGGUGCGGAAUGCUGGCGUGGGCUUGAGUUACAACAUUGGCUUCUGCGUCUUUGGAGGCUUUGCUCCGACCCUUUUCCAGGCAUCGCUUUCUUGGACUCCGUGGGGACCUGGGUGGCUGAUGUCAUGUGCGGGCUUUGCAUCGCUGGUGACAUUCGUCAUCAGUAUCUGGCUUCAAUCCACUGGAAAGGGAAAUCUGCAGCUCGCACAUAUCAGGCCGGAUCCAUACUUCGUCCUGCCGGGUCGAACGAUGAGCUCUGCUCAGAUGCAAAGUGGCGAUCAUGCAGACGAGCUGCUGACUGAACACCAGUCCAUCCUCUUCACGGAGGUUCUUUCAAGCUUCCUCGAUGUGGCCGAAGCACCAGAGAAGCAGGAAGCAACUGAGACCAAGGAAUCUCAGCAAUCAAAGGACUCCAAAGAUUCAGGCACCCGCGACAAAAAUGACAAAGAAGCAGUGAAGGUUUGUGAAUGGUUCCCGGUGAUGAACGUGCAGAAGAAGUUCUGCCGCCAUAAGGAGCGACAGUACUCUGUCCAGGUGGCAACUGAUCUUCUCAAAGGAGAACCCUUCGGCAGACUUCGGAGGAAGGGGUACGGUGCUAUGAUGAGAGCUCCUCCACUGUCGCUGCCAUCUGCCGUGUCCUCCCAGUUCGGAUUUCCUGCUGCUUGGUUGACUUCAAGAUCCUCUUGUAACGACGUCGCACGGAGAAGGAAUUUGGCGCCAACUCUCGAACGCUUCCCUGCCCUGAAAACCACUGGCGUUCGGCCGCCGCUGGGUGAUUUGGACGAAAUAGAUGAGGCAGACGAAGCAGCUGCCUGGGCAGCAUCCACUCCCAAGGUAACAGAUCGGCGUGAAGUGAGAGAGCCGUCUUUCAAGCUUGAUCGGCCGUGGCUUUCAGGGGCUCGACGGCCGCGACUACUCGAGCGGUCGGUUGGAGGCCUGUGCGAGGCAGCUGACGACGCAUACCUCUACGCACCAAAGAACAGGGGGUUGACCAUGAGCACAGUGUCUGUCUCCAUCAAAGGCCCGUCGGAGGCACCCAGUCGUGCGGCCACUGCAAGUCUGCGCUCUGAUGAAAAAGAGCCAAAGAAGUCGCUGAAAUCUAAGAUCAAGGAGGCCGUGAUGAACAGAAUGAACGAGCAAAAAGACGUGAUUCAGGAUGCGACAAGCCAAGCCAAAGACGCUCGACGUCAGAGGACUGAUGAUGAACGCGAGACAGGCUUCAGGCUUCACUCUGAAGCCCGGCAAUUCCAGGAUUUGGGCGACGAGGCAGCAUCGAAAAGCACUGGCUUGUGGAGACUUCACCACAAGGAGUCAAAGCGCUCCCGGCUCUCGCGUAUCACAACCUGCCGGAGGACUGAUGGGCUGCCUUUCGCAGCUCGAAUUCUGCACGAGGUGAUUCACCACUGGGCGUGUGCUUCCAGAGAUCUUGCCGCGUUUGGCCCAGACAAAAGCAUCCAGUUCGGUCUGAGCUUUGUUCGACGAGGAGGUGUGGAGCCCGCAAUUCCAUGGGGCACGUAUGGGCGUGAUGUUGUGCUCACUCUUCUGGACAACCUGCAGGCAUCUUGGGUCAAUGACUGUGACCUUACAUCUGGAGAGCUAUCCAGCCAAGAGGAUGCCCUAUGCCUUGCACUGGAGUCCGCGUCAUCGCUAGGAGGCGGAGAGGAACUGGCAGGCCACGCUGUCGAGGUGUGGACCUGCUGGCCAAGGAAGGUCGUGUGUUCUUCUGCGGCUUCAGAGCGAUUGCGCGGCUUACAGACUGCCGGAAUUGAUGGGACGGUGGUGAAGCUUGCUGACGAGUCGUUCAGGAGCUAA